AUGUUUCUUGCAUGUCCAUUAUGUGAAAGUAAUUUUCAAGAGAAAGUUAUUGAUAAUGUUGUAAGUGGAGCAACUAGAAUUAAACGGUGGCAAUGGGUCAAUAUAAACGGACGUGCAGAAAAAAAGGAAUUUGAAGAAUCAGUUGAUGAAGGUAUUGAAUUGUUGAAAUCCAAAGUUAAAUAUUUUCUAUUUCAUGUCUAUAUUAAGCGUGAACAAAGUAAAUAUUUCGAACAGUUAAAGUCAGAAGUAACAGCUGAAAAAGUUGUUAUACAAGUUGAUUUGGCUGAAACUUUUGGAUUGAAAGAGCAAGACGAAAUUCAAAGUGCUCAUUGGAAUACAAAAACUCUAUCUAUAUUUACAGCUUAUGUAUGGUCUAAAAGUUUAGGUUUUUCAUUUACGCAUCCAUCGAAUGACGUCUCUCACGAUAAAUUUGUUGUAAACUCAGCUAUUGAAAUUAUUUUAAAUGAACUUAAAACACAUGUACCGAAUUUAAAACAAAUUGAUUUCUUUUCUGAUGGCGCAGCCUCACAAUUUAAGCAACGUUUUACGUUUCGUAAUUUAAUUCAGAUUGCUCAUGAAUAUAAAAUAGCUUUAAGUUGGAAUUUCUUUGCUACAAGUCAUGGAAAAGGUGUUGUUGAUGGUCUUGGUGGGACUGUUAAGAGGCUCGUUUGGUCAGCAGCAUUGGCAGAUGAUAAUUGUAAAUCAGCGAAAGAUUUUGUUACGUUAGCGCAACAGAAAACAAAGAAGAUAAUUAUAACUGAAAUUACGAAAAAUGCUAUUGAUAAUUCAAAACUAAAACUAGAAAAUAUAUUUAAAGUAGCUAAAUCUGUACCAGAAACACUCAAAACACAUUCUGUAAAAGUAAUUGAUAAUAAAACUCUUGAUUGUAGAUAUUAUUCAUUAAUUUCAACAAAGAAAAUAAUUAAAUAUGACUAA
This is a messenger RNA of Didymodactylos carnosus, 936 nucleotides long. NCBI's taxonomy places the organism in Eukaryota, Metazoa, Rotifera, Eurotatoria, Philodinida, Philodinidae. The record is from the annotation of a GenBank genome assembly.